AUGGACUAUAGACCGGACGUCAUCGCCUCGAUUGCCGUUACCUUACCACUGGCCGUGCUGGUUCUUGUGCUGAGACUGGCGGCGAGACGUAUGACGAGGGUGGGUUAUGGCAUUGACGAUUGGUUGGCGGUUUUUGCUUUUAUUGGAGCCCUUGGAUAUUCGAUAGAAAGCCUCGUCUAUCUCGACUAUGGACUUGGUAUACCGCUUAAAGAUGGCCCGUCGCACCUCACCGAAGACGAACGACUCGAACGAUCAUACAUAUUCACCUUCAUCUCCAGUUUGACUUACACGAUAGCCUGCGGCUUCGCAAAGCUCGCCAUCUUGACAUUUUAUUGGCGCCUCUUCAAAUACUCCCAUUCCCGAAUCGCGAUACAAGUCGUUCUGGUCCUCUGCAUAGCCUGGUUCAUCGUCCGAAUGUUCCUCUUGACAAUGCAAUGUCAACCUACUUCCGCCUACUGGGACAUCGAUCGCCGAGAUACCCAUUGCAAUGUUCCUAGUUCGACAUACUUUUUCUCGACCGGGUUGACGCAUUUAAUCUUGGACAUUAUCAUUCUUCUGCUUCCACUGGUGGAAGUGUAUAGGAUGCAUUUACCUAUCGGCCAGAAGAUUGCCGUGAUGGCGUUAUUUGGCUUUGGUGCUCUUGUUGUCAUUUUGUCUGUAUUUGUUAUCUAUGAUGCGUUCAACUUUGAUGGCAGUUCAAGAGAAAUCGCCUUGAAAAUGGGAUAUCACAGCGCUCUAGCCGCAGCUGAAACCAACCUCGCUAAUGUCACGAUCUCAUUACCGAUGCUACGCCCCAUCUUCCGCACAAUAAUACCUUCAUCAUUCCUCUCCUCUCACCGAAGCAAGCGCGCAGUCCUAGACUCAGUACUAGCAAAUGAAUACGGCAUGAAAGGUAGCCGCGAGACAAAGGUUUCCAACCAAAACGCCUCAAGUUCGAUUUGCGAAUUCGCGGUGCAGGAUGAUGUACCUGCCGGUUACGAUCUUGAAGCUUCACAUCCAGGAUGGGGCUGGGGAACGGAGAUAACGAUUUCUAGCCCUUGGAGACACCGGACGCCGCCGCCUACAGUUAACGAGGGGUUGAGUGGGAUACAGAUUUCGGAGGAGACGACAGUUCAUGUACAAAGACUAGGUGAACCGGUGGAAGAUAUGCCUAGCUUGGAGGAAAUGGAAACUCCAAAGUAA
Fusarium coffeatum is the source of this 1182-nucleotide messenger RNA. RefSeq lists its product as uncharacterized. NCBI's taxonomy places the organism in Eukaryota, Fungi, Ascomycota, Sordariomycetes, Hypocreales, Nectriaceae. The record is from RefSeq and is a predicted model, not a curated record. The transcript has 5 exons. Bases 1 to 1182 code for a protein of 393 amino acids.